Molecule: messenger RNA, 916 nt
Organism: Brachypodium distachyon (stiff brome)
Lineage: Eukaryota; Viridiplantae; Streptophyta; Magnoliopsida; Poales; Poaceae
Product: signal peptidase complex subunit 3B
Exons: 6
Coding region: 130-633 (167 amino acids)
Biological process (GO): protein targeting to ER
Cellular component (GO): signal peptidase complex; membrane
Source: RefSeq, a predicted model, not a curated record
CCGUCCUCUCCGAGAAUCGUAUUGCUAACGAAAACAGCCUGCGAAAAGUAGACGGAGAACUGAACGGGGAGUCGCCGGCGCCGCCGCGGAGCAGCAGGACUAGGGAGCGUCGAUCCCGAGGGCACCAGGAUGCAUUCGUUCGGGCACCGAGCCAACGCGGUGGCGACGUUCGCCGUGACGAUACUGGCGGCGAUGUGCUUCGCCGCCUCCUUCUCCGACAGCUUCAACUCCCCCACCCCCACCGCCUCCGUGAAGAUCUUGAACAUCAACUGGUUCCAGAAAGAGGCCAACGCCAACGACGAGGUUAGCAUGACGCUGAACAUCUCGGCCGACCUUUCGUCUCUAUUCACGUGGAACACGAAACAGGUGUUUGUUUUUGUGGCAGCUGAGUAUGAGACACCACAAAAUGCCUUGAAUCAGGUUUCCCUUUGGGAUGGAAUUAUACCAUCAAAGGAGCAUGCCAAGUUUUUGAUCCAUACCACAAACAAGUACAGAUUUAUUGAUCAGGGAAGUAAUCUAAAGGGCAAGGAUUUCAACUUGACGAUGCACUGGCACAUCAUGCCCAAGACCGGCAAGAUGUUUGCAGACAAGAUCGUCAUGACAGGCUACCGGCUCCCGGAGCAGUACAGAUAGACCGUCCACGAUCCAUGGCUCGGUGGGCGCUAUGCUAUGCAAAUGCAGGAGGUUUAGUAGCAGUGACAUGGCUGCUGCCGAGCUUUUUUGUUCUAAUCCUAGCGGGACGUGUAAACUUACUCAUGAGCUUGUAUCUUAGCUGAAACCAUGUGACACAAAAGUUAAAUUAACCGAGCAAAGCGAACGUGGUGCGGCAAACUGUGUCCUUAGAGCCCCUUUUGUAGCAAAGCCCACGGGCUGAAAAGCACGGUAUUGCAGUAUCCGUUCGACCGUUCCAAUCCAA